UCUCUGCAGCCCCUCGGCACCAUUAGGGACCAGCCACUCAGCAAAGCCUGCCAUAUAACCCACUCCGGUUCUGUUCGGUCAGGACACCCGUUCUAUGGACUGACGGCCGCCCGCUCUGCCUGCCCCUCGCUGCCAGGAUGGAGGGGGCUCUGCGGCCUUCCCUUCUUUUGCUCCUUCUGGUUUCACAGCCCGGCGGGGCCGGCAAAGCUGCAGCAGGUGCAAUGGAGCUGAGCAGGAUUGUGGGGGACUCCAUCACUUUCCCUCUGGGGAUCCCAGCACAGCAACUUAUAACUGUUUCUUGGAUAGUAAACACAACAAGGAGUAUAGUAAUUGUAAUAGCAGGAAACCCCCCCAAUGUCAUUGUGUCCGAUCCAUUCUACGAGGGACGCCUCAGAGUCCCUGCUGAGAGCAACUCACUUCAGAUCACCAGCCUGAGGAUAGAGGACACGGGCACCUACGGAGCUGAAAUCAGCACAGUUACAGGCACCAUCCACAGACCCUUCCUGCUGCGCGUGUACAAGCAAGUACCGGAGCCAACUAUCUUCUGUGGCUCAGUGACCUGUGUGAAUGAAACCUGUAACUACAACCUGCACUGCACCGUCAGGGAGGGAGGGGACAAUGUGACCUACAGCUGGACUCACACAGCAGCGGGUGCUGUUGUACCCAAUGGGUCCAUUCUGCACAUCUCUCUCAGCCCCCGUGAUGCUCACCUGGCCGUCACCUGCACAGCCCAGAACCCCGCCGGUAACAGCUCCACAACCGCCUCUGCAAAGGGCCUUUGUGCAGCUCACUCAUCGGCCCCGGUCUCCUCGCUGUCCUACUGCCACCUCAAGGGGAUCAUCCUGCUGCUGGUGCUGGGAGCCCUGAGCGCCGGGAUCAUCGCGGUGCACGUCCUCCCCGGCAGGGAGCAGAGAUGGGACUGAGAGCAGAGGAGCUGCCACUGCGACUGCCAAGCCCGCCAGCCCGAGGAUGCUCCGGGGGGCCGCUCACUCACAGUUUCCGAUGGGUGAAUGUCUCUGAGUGGGAAGAGGGGAAGUAUUGGGUCCCUCCGUGUGGCGGGAGAUGUGGUGGAGAAUCGGCCCUGUUCAGUGGGGCCCUCUGGCAGCACAACUGCUGCGCCUGCCUCAGUUUCCCCCCAUCGACCUUCUGAAAAGACCCCAGUGUCUAAUCGUACCCCUACCUGGGGCUCAUUUAUUGUCCCAGCAUGUAAACAGUCCCUAGGCGCCCAGCCCACAGCUCACACAAAUCCCCAGACCCAGAGCUCACUGCUCAGUCCCCACGGCUGCUCCAGCGCCUGGUUCUUUCCAGGCUUCUGCACUCCACAGGGUCAUGAUCUUUGUACCUCUGGGGUAACCUUACUAGUGGCAUCACACUCAGUGCGGGCUUUCCCCGGGACCCAGGCUCAGUCACCAUCUACUGCACAAUGCUCAGCAUCUCCUGCUCACACCCGAUCCGGAUUUGUGUCCCCGUCCCAGCACUGAGCUGCCAUCCAUGGGGAGGCGCCUUCAAUUCCUUUGUGCAGGCCUUUGUGUAGCAGAGAAUCUACAGAUCCUCUGCUCCCAGGGGAUUGCAGCCCUCCGGGAGGCAGGACCAGAUUCUCAUUCAUGACAAGCCUCCGAGAGACCACCUUGGGACUGUCAGCUGAUGUACCGAGACUACCUCUGAGCCCGUUUUCCCUGCCAGCCUGGAACUUCAGUACCCUGUCGUGUCGAGCCAGACACAUUAGCCUGCUGCAAACACAGACCCAGGUCUGACCCAUGCACCCAAAGCUGCAGACUUAACUGAUAGAGAGAGAUGCACAGCUGUUUGCUCCCCCAGGUAGUAAUUACUUACUCUGGGUAAAUUAAAAAAAAAAAUAAAGGAAAGCUUAAUAUAACUUUCUCAUUGAUUUGUUAAAAAGUGGGGAGGAAAAUAAAUUGCUCUCUGAUCCACUGGAUUACAAAAUAAGGGGACUAUAAACUAGCUGUUACUAAGGUUCUGUGGUUUUCACUCUCACGUGUUUUCUGCAUGCUCAUUUUCUGUUUUUUAAUUGAAACACAUGUAAAAAUGUUAAAGGGCUCUGUCUUCA
Gopherus flavomarginatus (Mexican gopher tortoise) is the source of this 2068-nucleotide messenger RNA. RefSeq names its product SLAM family member 5-like. Lineage: Eukaryota; Metazoa; Chordata; Testudines; Testudinidae. Gene Ontology annotation, cellular component: external side of plasma membrane. The transcript is spliced from 4 exons. The record is from RefSeq and is a predicted model, not a curated record. Gene Ontology annotation, biological process: T cell activation. Bases 138 to 923 code for a protein of 261 amino acids.